CCAAAAUCCCCAAUUGCAGCUAGGGCUUGGUUGGACGAUCCGAAUCCAAAUCUCAGGUCUUCGUCGCCCGGCGGCGCUGAUGAUCGGAACUUUGGGAGCGAUGGAUGGAGAAUCGAACGGGAAUGACCGUGAAGUUUCUCAACUAUCCGAUAUCGGUCCGCCGUCGACUCCAGGACAUAGUUCGCGUGCGUAUGUGACCGGGUGGAUGUACGUCAAUCAAAGCGGCCAGAUGUGUGGCCCUUACAUUCAACAACAAUUGUAUGAAGGCUUAUCCACUGGAUUUUUGCCGGAGGAAAUCCCGGUUUAUCCGAUUUUGAAUGGGAAUCUGCUCAAUCCUGUGCCUCUCAACUUCUUUAAACGAUUUCCAGACCAUGUUACGACCGGCUUUGUGUACUUAAACGUGGCUGUCUCGGGCGUAAAAGAGUCGACGAAUGAUGGGGGUGGGGUUGAUAACCAGACAUUAAUUUCGGAAAACAUGAAUAUAGAUGCAAGCUGCUCACUGUCAGGAGAUGAGUUCUGUUGGUUGUUCGAGGAUGAGGCGGAGAGAAAGCAUGGGCCUCACUCUCUGAAUGAGCUUUAUGCAUGGUGCCACUAUGGGUACAUUCGCAAUUCAGUAAUGAUAUAUCAUGCUGAAAAUAAGUGCAAGCCUAUGAGGUUGGAAUCACUACUGAACACGUGGAGAAGACUUGGAGCUGUCAUUGUGCAUGGUCCCAAAACCCAAGGGACUGGCUUACCCUUGAACUUAAUAUUUGAGAUAUCUGAAGAAGUUUGCUCUCAGCUUCACUUUGGAAUCAUGAAAACUGCUCGUAAAGUUUUACUUGAUGAAAUUGUUAGUUGCAUAAUUUCUGAUUCUCUAGCCACAAGGAAAACUCACAGGAGUCAUAAGUCUGAAAGAUGCCAUGAGAUCAAGGAACUUGUUGCUACUGGAGCUGGAGAAGAACCUGAAAGAUGUCAUGAGAUCAAGGAACUUGUUGCUGCUGGAGCUGGAGAAGAAGUAGGUGAAACUGCUGAUGGGCAUCCUAUUGGUGAAACAACUAUAUCCCAGCCUUCUCUGAAAUCAAUAGGAACCUUUGAGAACUUUUGUGCUGCAUAUAUGUCUGUUAGUAGGAUGCUCUUCAAUUCUUGUUUGCAAGUCAUGUGGAAUUCCAUCUUUCAUGAUCCUGUAGCUAACUUUUCAUCUGACUGGAGAAGGAUGAAUCGCUGGUCUUCUCCAUGUGCUGUUGAGAAAUUUCCUGCCAAUGAUAAGAGUGCAGAAGAUUCUUUUUGUUUAGAGAUGGAUUGCCCACCGGGUUUUGAACUGGCAAGGAGCACCAAGGACCAACUAUUGCGGUCUUCACCAGUAUCUUCACUUUGUGAGAGAGUUAAAACUUCUGAAGAUAAUCUGCUUGGCUCUGGUCUUUCCUGUCAUGACAUGGAUUUCAUUCUAGAAAAUAUACUGAAUGACCUUCAUUCAUCUUCGAAGUUUUCGCUGGUACAUUACUAUAAAGAGCUUAUAGAUGAGGAAGUGAAGAAAACAAUUGAUUUUUCUCGAAGCAGUUGUGCAAAGGAGGUCAAUUAUCAAUCCCAUCUUCACAACCAUGAUACUGAAGAAGACAUACAUGUUUCAGCACAAAUCUUAUCAAAUGAUCCUCAAUGCCAAUCUAAAUUGGUUAAACAUCCAUCACACAAGAAGACAGACCACAGUUGCCAAAUUUCUGCGACAAAUUUAUCGAGGGCUGCAUUUCAGAAAUUGCCUGUUCAUUUAGACGAUUCACCUAGUGUCGAAGUAGAUGAGUUGUUCCCAGAUCUGUUGGAAGAAAAUAGGAAGCAAAACCUUUUGUUGCACUGCAGGAGAGAGUUUCAAAAUUUGCCUAUGCACCUGGAUAAUGUAAGUGACUCUGUUGAUAUUGAGGUUGUUGAUGAGUUACGACCACCAAAAUCUGCGGAAGUUACAAAACAAUGUGUUUUACCACCAACUCGGGAAGUUUCAUCCCUUCAAUUAGAUUGUCCUACUUUGAAGACUACUUAUCAAGUUGCAUUGAUGAUGAGCCGCAGUAGGAUACACGAAUGUAUUGUUCAGAAAUUGAAAUCUUUAUAUUUUGAUGAUGCCAUAGAGAAAGCUUUGAAGUCAACGUGCUUUCCAAAGAGAUAUAGAUCAACUAGUAAGGUAACUGUAGAUUUGCUGAAUAAAGAAAGAGAUGACAAUGAAGAAAGAAAUUCAGAAGCAUCUUUAUUAAUAGGAAGACAUGUAUAUUCUCGAAGGAGGAAAUUGACUGGUAAAAGGCCACGUUCAUUGUUUCAGUCUCUAAGUAGGGGUGAUACUGAUAAUCUCAAACAAGGGUCCAAAAAGUCAAGGAGGGAUUGCACCAUUAAGAGUGUAGCACAGGCUACUCGAGGCCAGAAGGCACUUUCUUCUAAUUCAGAGAAACGGGUUUCAAGGCACAACGGAGACAAAUGUGCUGAUGCUCGUAUACUUGGAGAAAAGGUGUCAUCCCUACACUCUUGUAGUCAAAUAUUGGAAGUUGAUGAUCCUGCCAAUCUAGUCUCUAGUUCAGUCGGUAAGGUCUCAAAAACUAAAAGGAAACAGCUAAUUGAUAAUGGAGAACACUCUCGGUCUGGGAAAGUCCGGAAACAAGCAAAUGGCACUGAAACACAAACCCUAAAACCCCGGGUUGAUGCAUGUAAGAUUAAAAAAAAGAAGUCUAGGGCAGUGAGACCAUGUCCCCAGUCAGAUGGCUGUGCUAGGUCAUCUAUCAAUGGUUGGGAAUGGCGUAUGUGGGCUAUGAAUGCUCGUCCUUCUGAAAGAGCUCGUGCGAGGGGCACUCACAUUUAUUCCACAUAUGGUAAUUCUGAGUGCAGUAGUUCUCAUGCAUCAAAUGUGAAGGGUCUUUCUGCAAGAACAAACAGGGCUAAGUUACGUAAUCUUCUUGCUGCUGCUGAGGGUGCUGAUCUUCUGAAAGCCACUCAGCUGAAGGCAAGGAAAAAACGACUCUGUUUUCAACGAAGCAAAAUACAUGAUUGGGGUCUCAUUGCAUUGGAGCCGAUUGAAGCAGAGGAUUUCGUUAUAGAAUAUGUUGGAGAGUUGAUUCGACCCUGCAUAUCCGACAUACGUGAGCGUCAGUAUGAGAAGAUGGGAAUUGGGAGCAGUUACCUUUUUAGAUUGGAUGAUGGUUAUGUGGUUGAUGCCACAAAGCGUGGAGGGAUUGCUAGAUUUAUAAAUCAUUCCUGUGAGCCUAAUUGCUACACAAAAGUUAUAAGUGUUGAUGGGCAUAAAAAGAUUUUCAUAUAUUCGAAGCGACAUAUUUAUGCUGGCGAAGAACUCACUUAUAAUUACAAGUUUCCACUGGAGGAGAACAAAAUACCUUGCAAUUGUGGUUCUCGAAGGUGUCGCGGGUCAAUGAAUUGAGGCUAUUAUCUUCUGGCACGGCAUCUGCUAACUACAUAGAUGUAACUGAAGUUGCCUAUGAUCAUGGCUCUGUCAUGGUUGUGGACUGCUUCAACAUGUUGUUGACUUGAUACCAUAGUAUUUGGCAGUCUACAUUCACGUCAAUAGUUGGCGGUGCUGACAUUUACUCAACCAUGUGCAUAUUCUUGUAGAUAUCUCAGUUGCAGAUGAGUUUUUCCACUUAAGAACUGAAAAAAGUUGCUUCUCUUCAUUUCAUGUUUUCUUUAUGGAGACAAUUUUGGAAUUAUUUGCCAUGUACAAAACACACAGAUUAAUUUUCAAAUAUUUCACAAGACAUAAAUAACAUGUGUUUAGGUGUGAAAACAUUCCAGGGCAUUUGAUGGUAACAUACUAGCAAUAGCCAAUAGAAUAUGAAAAUGGAUGAAUUCUGUUUACUAUACUCGUUUGAAAUUGCUAUUCUUUCUUGCCCGUAUCUACUAGCCAAUGCCAUUGUGAGAAUGAUUUCCAGCCUACGGUUUAUUGUAAGAAUGCGAUUUUUUUUGUGUAAGAUAAUUUUAUUAGGUACUUUUGUAUGUGUUUGAUAUGGCAUGAGCUUGACUGCCUUGUCUAAACUUCUGAUUUUGGGAUAUGGAUUUGGGUCACGAGUUAAAGAAACUCAUUAUAAAUGCUGCAACGACAAAUAAAAACUGUAAUAGAUUGCUUGCAAACAUGGAAUGACAAAACCGUGCAAGUUAUGAAUGAUAUAUUUCCACUGGCAACUAUGAUUUUUAAGCAAGUUUGUUUCGCCUUAAUAAUGCAAAUUCCAAUUAUUCGCUUGCGUAUUGCGCAGGAGAAGCACGUAGUCUGUAUGCAUGCCAAUUCCUAGUGGAUUGUUUAUCAUGGCUUCUGUGGUGACAAAAUAGGCUGCCAAGAUGUUCUAAUGCCAACCAGUUCCACGGCAUCAUUUUCAUUUCUCAGCUUGUGAGCACUAUUAUUUAAUUAUAUUUAAUUGUGAGCUAGAUUGGUCGCCUUCUCUAAUUUUUAUAGGCUAUGUUUCUUUCAAUGAAUAUAAUUUUUAUUUAUAAAAUAAGACAUAGCCUAUGAAAAUAAAGACGAGUAGCCCAAUUUGUAUAAUAUAUAUCUACUUUAAAAAUAAAAAAUAAA
Andrographis paniculata is the source of this 4528-nucleotide messenger RNA. RefSeq names its product histone-lysine N-methyltransferase ATXR7. Gene Ontology annotation, molecular function: protein binding; histone H3K4 methyltransferase activity. Bases 80 to 3385 code for a protein of 1101 amino acids. The transcript is spliced from 18 exons. The record is from RefSeq and is a predicted model, not a curated record. Lineage: Eukaryota; Viridiplantae; Streptophyta; Magnoliopsida; Lamiales; Acanthaceae. Gene Ontology annotation, cellular component: Set1C/COMPASS complex.